Galendromus occidentalis (western predatory mite) is the source of this 759-nucleotide messenger RNA. Its product is annotated as histone H3-like. The record is from RefSeq and is a predicted model, not a curated record. Gene Ontology annotation, cellular component: nucleosome. The coding region runs from base 1 to 759 and encodes 252 amino acids. The transcript has 2 exons. Gene Ontology annotation, molecular function: structural constituent of chromatin; DNA binding; protein heterodimerization activity. Lineage: Eukaryota; Metazoa; Arthropoda; Arachnida; Mesostigmata; Phytoseiidae.
AUGUCUGGACGCGGAAAGGGAGGAAAGGCGAAGUCGAAGGCGAAGACCCGUUCGUCUCGUGCGGGACUUCAGUUCCCCGUCGGUCGUAUCCACCGUCUCCUCCGCAAGGGAAACUAUGCCGAGCGUGUCGGUGCUGGAGCCCCCGUGUACCUCGCCGCUGUGCUCGAGUACUUGGCCGCUGAAGUUCUCGAGUUGGCAGGAAACGCUGCUCGUGACAACAAGAAGACCAGAAUCAUCCCCCGUCAUCUUCAAUUGGCCAUCCGUAACGACGAAGAAUUGAACAAGCUCCUCUCCGGUGUGACAAUCGCCCAGGGUGGUGUGUUGCCCAACAUCCAGGCUGUCCUCCUCCCCAAGAAGACAGACAAGACCGCUCGUAAAUCCACCGGAGGAAAGGCUCCGCGUAAGCAGCUCGCCACCAAGGCUGCCCGCAAGUCCGCCCCGGCCACCGGAGGUGUCAAGAAACCCCAUCGUUACAGGCCCGGUACCGUCGCUCUUCGUGAGAUCCGUCGUUACCAGAAGUCGACUGAGCUCCUGAUCCGCAAGUUGCCUUUCCAGCGACUUGUUCGUGAGAUCGCUCAGGACUUCAAGACCGAUCUCCGUUUCCAGAGCUCUGCCGUCAUGGCUCUUCAGGAGGCCUCUGAGGCUUACCUCGUCGGUCUCUUCGAAGACACCAACUUGUGCGCCAUCCACGCCAAGCGUGUCACCAUCAUGCCCAAGGACAUCCAGCUGGCUCGUCGUAUCCGCGGAGAGCGUGCUUAA